AUGGCAGAAGAGACCCUCCCCUCCCCCUCCGCCAGGCUGCGCGCUCUCCGCCUGCAGCGGGAGUGGCUGGAGUGGGAGGACAGGCGCAGGGCAGCAGCCCAGCUCUGCCGGAGCCAAAGGUGCCCCCCAGGUUCUCCGGCCCGACUGGCGAGGCCCCGCCGCUCCUGCCGAGACCCAGCGGUCCACAGCGCCCUGUUCUCCGGCGACCUGCAGCAGGUCCAAGCCCUGUUCCAAGACGAGGAUGCCGCCAACAUGAUCGUGGAGACAGUGAGCAACCAGCUGGCCUGGUCGCAGGAACAGGGGCUCUGGAUACUGACCCCCAAGACCAAGCAGACAGUGCCCCUCACCAUUGCUGCGGCCCGAGGCUACACCGCCUGUGCCCGCCACCUCAUCCACCAGGGAGCUGAGCUGGAUGCCCGGGUUGGGGGCCGGGCUGCCCUGCAUGAGGCAUGUGCCCAGGCCCACUCCGACUGCGUGCGGCUGCUGCUGGCCUUCGGCGCCAAAGCCAACGUGCUGUCUGAGGAAGGCACAACCCCCCUGCACCUCUGCACAGCGCCGGAGUCCUUACAGUGCGCCAAGCUGCUGCUGGAGGCGGGAGCCGCUGUGGACGCGGCGGCGGGGGCCAGCGAGGUGACAGCCCUGCACGUGGCGGCGGCGCGCGGCCUGCGGGGGCACGUGGCCCUGUACCUGGCGCACGGGGCCCGCGUGGGGCUGCGCACCAGCCAGGGCGAGACGGCGCUCAACGCAGCCUGCGCCGGCGCCGAGGGCCCCAGCGAGGGCCGGGAGCACCAGGCGGUGGCGCGCCAGCUGCUGGAGGCCGGGGCCGAUGCCCGGGCGGCCGGCCGCAAGCGCCACACGCCCCUGCACAACGCCUGUGCCAACGGCCGCGGCGCCCUGGCCGAGCUGCUGCUGCGCCACGGGGCCUGCGCCGGGGUCUCCAACGCGGCGGGCCACACGCCCAUGGACUGCGCGCUGCAGGCCGUCCAGGACGCCCCCGGCGGGGAGCCCGAGGUCCUCUUCCGUGCGCUGCUGGACUAUGGGGCCCAGCCAGUGCACCCUGAGAUGCUGAAACUCUGUGCCAACCUCCCUCGGGCACUGGAAGUCCUACUUAAUGCUUACCCCUGUGUUCCAUCCUGCGCCUCCUGGGUGGAGGCAGUCCUCCCGGAGCUGUGGCAGGAGCAUGAAGCCUUCUACAGCUCGGCCCUGGCGAUGGUGAACCAGCCCCGGCGGCUGCAGCACCUGGCCCGGCUGGCUGUGCGUGCCCAGUUGGGUAACCGCUGCCGCCAGGCUGCCGAUAGCCUCCCGCUGCCCCAGCCACUCAGGGACUACCUGCUGCUGCGUGUGGAGGGGCGCAUCCAGUGA
This is a messenger RNA of Pipistrellus nathusii (Nathusius's pipistrelle), 1362 nucleotides long. The record is from the annotation of a GenBank genome assembly. NCBI's taxonomy places the organism in Eukaryota, Metazoa, Chordata, Mammalia, Chiroptera, Vespertilionidae.